CACACUGGGGAUGAGUGCCUCGGCACUGCCAUGGGAGCCUCUCAGCUCUAGGGGGCAAGACCUGAUCCUCCAGCCCCAGUCCUGAAGCCCUUCCAAGGAAAGGAAAGCCCCUCUCCCCUCCCUCCCUCCCAAUCCCAACCCAACUCUCCCCAGGCAAUGGACAAACCUGUCAAGGGCAUCCUGAAGAAGACCAGUAGCUCCAACCUAGUGAGGAGCAGAAGGCAUUCAGAGGAGGACAGUCAAAAGAAAUCCCAGACCUGGGACGAGAUGAACAUCAUCGCCACCUACAAGCCUGCAGGAAAGGACUAUGGGCUCAUGGCCAUCAAUGAAGCCAAAACUCCUUUCAGAUACAACCCCGACGAUGAGGCAGGAAGCAGCUCGGGACCCAGUUUCUCCAUAGAAGAACUGAGAGCAAGGAUGGGAGCUCUGACCACAAGAAACAAAGGCAAACAAGAGAAAACACGAAUGAGAAUCGCGGACGUUGUUGACGAUGAUAUUCCCCUGGUCGAGAGAGAAAGGAAACGGCAGUUUGAGCUCAGACGGAAGCAGAUUUACGAUGAGGGGCAGAACAUAAAGCGAGCACGGGAACUGAUAGCUCGCGAGGAGCUGGAAGACCACGAUGAUUCAGACUCUGUUCACGAUGAGGGGUAUAAGUACAGGGAACUGGAUGACCAUCAGACACUCCCAGAACCCUUCCAAGAUCCCAGCCCAAACGAGGGGAGGCAGCAAUUUCUAGGCUCCCAAGAUUUGCAUUUGCUAGCACCCACACAAAGUAACUGUGUCCUGCAGUGGUUAAAUAGCUGCUUUAUGUAAUGCCUUGCUAAGACAUUGUGUCCCAUAAAUUUGUCUGCCUGGUUGACAAAAGACUGCCAUUUAUAAAUGUUUUACUGAUAUUUAAGGACUUUGUAAAUACUGUGAGUUUCUGGAAUGGUGCGUUUUAUCAAUAGCA
Pristis pectinata (smalltooth sawfish) is the source of this 949-nucleotide messenger RNA. Its product is annotated as protein phosphatase inhibitor 2-like. Gene Ontology annotation, molecular function: protein phosphatase inhibitor activity. The transcript is spliced from 7 exons. The record is from RefSeq and is a predicted model, not a curated record. Gene Ontology annotation, biological process: regulation of signal transduction. Lineage: Eukaryota; Metazoa; Chordata; Chondrichthyes; Rhinopristiformes; Pristidae. The coding region runs from base 157 to 813 and encodes 218 amino acids.